AUGAUGACUCAACCUUCUCUCCGGCCCCCAUCGAAUCUUCAGCCGCGCCCCAAAGCCAUCCCUACAUUCAGUAGCACUUCGAUAGCGGCAAAAUCCACCUCAACACCGCCUCCACGCUCAAGGCCCUCCUCGAGAAGUCGACAAUCGUCACCGGCUCGGUCAACAGGGCCCUCUGAUGUCUCGGACAAAGCGACGGCCGCCUUGGUAAGACGCGUGCUCUGCCCCCAGAGUCACGCGGAGCCUCGUCCCAUCGACGAGCUCUUACCUCCGUUGACGAGCAGCAACGAUGUGGAUCUGCAGCUCUACGCCAUUAUUGCAGUCGUUGUCAAGGAUCUGGUCUACAGCUGGUAUGGGAAGAUCACCCCGGAUCAAGGCUUCGUGGAGGAGGUGGUACGGAUAGUGGCUCAUUGCACAAGAGCGUUGGAGAGCAGAUUAAGGACCGUCGACCUUGAGGGCUUGAUACUCGAUGAGAUACCAGAAUUGAUUGAAGGUCAUAUCCAUGCAUACCGAGUCAGUCAUCGAUCGCAACAUCUACCACCCCUACAUACGGACCCUCAUGUCAUAUACCACAGCUUGAUUCCUCACCCAGCACUUUCGCCAGUGCCUGACCCGGCUGUCCCAUCGACCGCGACCGAGCAGCAGGAGCAUGAAGCAGCAUACAGGCAGCUUUUGGUGCAGGGCGCACUAGCCGUGCUACUACCUACGGAAGACCUGGAGAAUGCGUGUCUACGGACCCUUGUUGCCGAUGUCAUUGCAGACAGCAUCCUGGGCAAUUCCAUCGGCGGCAAGGUCUGCGAAGGUUGGUUCUUAUGGGGCGGCAUCACCACGCUUGUCGACGUGGUCAAAGCGAGGAUAGAGCCAAAAGCUACGGGUGAAGAGAUCAAGGUUGAUACCAGGAGCCGUCUUGAGAAAUUUGGCCUCCUUGCGGAGAAAGGCCAGAGCGAGGAAGCUACUAAGGACGACAGACGAUCCCCGUUCUCGUCUGCGUUCUGGCGAAUCUUACAAUACGGCUUCUUGACGUUCAUGACAAUACGUUUUGUCAUGAUCGGCUUCAUUACCGCAUCCUCGCGACCAAUGCGCACGAAAUCGACAGCAAAGACAUCAGGGUGGAGCGAAUCAUGGGGCAUGGAAGAGAAAUCGGACCGGCCCCAGCCGAUGCUGAGUUUCCAAGUGCUCUCCGUCAUCUCCGUUCUACUCGAUCUCCGUUCACGGAAGCCCUGGCUCUCUGGAUCUCUGGCAUUGCUUCAAUACCAGCUGAUCCACGGUCCCCUUGGACUGGCCGCCACCGACGGCAUCCUCGACCAGUAUAUGCACCACUCCCUCCACACGCACCUUCAACCAUCACAACUCUUGCCGACUUUGCUUCGCACUCUCCGCCCAACCCUUUUUCCAAAUUCUUGUCUCCCGCCGCCCGCUCCUCCAGCUCCUUCCGCCGGCGACAUCAGCAAGAUCAAACGCACCUGCGCCCUUUCCCUACUCUCCCUGCUGCCGACGGCCGUCUGGAAGCGAUUCUUCGGCGGUGAGGACACGGAGGACUGGGUCGCCGAGGUGGAAGGCGAGCUGGAUGUCUGGGGAGACGGGUAUCUGAACAAGCACCUUGGGUAUGCAAUUCUCGAAUUGAUCGUGGUCCGCCUCCUGCCAGAGCUUAGCGAGCGACGGGUAGAGGAGCUGCGGCAGGAGAGGCUCGGGAGCGAGAUAUAG
Messenger RNA from Letharia columbiana, 1701 nucleotides. RefSeq lists its product as uncharacterized. Gene Ontology annotation, cellular component: extrinsic component of endosome membrane; late endosome; early endosome. Bases 1 to 1701 code for a protein of 566 amino acids. Gene Ontology annotation, biological process: early endosome to late endosome transport; endosome to lysosome transport; protein targeting to lysosome. Gene Ontology annotation, molecular function: phosphatidylinositol binding. NCBI's taxonomy places the organism in Eukaryota, Fungi, Ascomycota, Lecanoromycetes, Lecanorales, Parmeliaceae. The transcript has 3 exons. The record is from RefSeq and is a predicted model, not a curated record.